GGCACCUGUCUUAUAUAAGGUGGGGGGAACCUUCUGUCUUCACAGUUUGGCUCCUCUCCUCAAACACACAACUUCAACAAUCAUGCGUUUCCUGGCUGUGCUGAUGGUGUUGGUGGUGGUGCUGGCCGCCGCCUGUGCUGACCCAUUACCUGGAUACAAACGAGGCUUUGGAGGUCAGCGCGGCUCCAGUGGAGGCCGAGGAUUCGGCGGAAGCAGCGGUGGAUUUCAUGGCGGAUUUGGUGGUGGCGGCUUGAGUGGAUUUGGCGGCAGUUUUGGUGGACAUGGCGUUGGAUACGGCAGACCAUAUGGUCGGUGAAGCUCACGGCAUCUGUGAAGCUCACGGCAUCUGUGACUGGUGGACCCCCUGGCUCUGACGAUAUCAUUGUCACUUUUUCCAAUUUCUCUUUAAUAAACAAAUUAUUCAUA
This is a messenger RNA of Homarus americanus (American lobster), 426 nucleotides long. RefSeq names its product glycine-rich protein 5-like. The transcript has 4 exons. The record is from RefSeq and is a predicted model, not a curated record. Lineage: Eukaryota; Metazoa; Arthropoda; Malacostraca; Decapoda; Nephropidae. Bases 83 to 316 code for a protein of 77 amino acids.